Rhizophagus irregularis DAOM 181602=DAOM 197198 is the source of this 931-nucleotide messenger RNA. The record is from RefSeq and is a predicted model, not a curated record. Lineage: Eukaryota; Fungi; Glomeromycota; Glomeromycetes; Glomerales; Glomeraceae.
AGCCUGGAAAUAAAAGCGCAUUUAUGUUAAAGUAGUUUUGUGUCAACAUUCAUUCAAAUCUUUCCAGCAUCCAAUUGGUAGAACGCGAUCGCAGAUCCAUUUUUCCAAUCCAAUCAAAGUCGUAAGAUCCACGUAUGACGAUUUAAUAAAUGCAGGCAUUCAUGAGCAGUAAGCUAGGGAUCAUAUUUUUUUUAACAAUUCCUCCAUUCUUUUAAAAGUUUGUAAAGAUAAAAAAUUAUGACAACUCUAAAUAAUAAUUCAAGUUCAUCUAAAAGUAAGUCUUCACAAAUUGAACCAGUUGCAGUACAAGCGACAUUAGAAGAUGUAGCAGCUGGUAUAAACAGGGUAGAAAAUGUUUUAUUAGAUCUUACAAAACAAAUAAUCAUACUAAAUGAAAAUAUAUCGACAUUUUUAAACCAACAAUUGCCACAAUCUUCAAACGGUCAUAAAACAAAGAAUUUGGUUCAUCAAUUGGAUGUACAACAAACUGAAAUAAAACGAAGUACCAGUAUAAGAACGUACCAUAAAGAUACAUCUGAUUCAAUUGGAAACUUGACUUUACAAGUUGCUACUCUAUCUACUAGUGUAGCUCAAUUGGUUUCCCAACAGCAACAACAACAAUUAAAUAACGUUAUCGCUUUACCCCGUCCUCCUCCAAGAAUUCCAAGAUGGGAUCAUGAUCCUUAUCGAAAUCUAAAUCAUCGACCACCACCACGAAUUAUUUCACCCAGACGAGAUAGUAAUAACGUAUGUUAUUAUGUUUAUUGACUUUUAUCAAAAUUUCUCUUUAUUUAUUUUAAACCGCAUUUUUUAUUUUUAUCUUUUUAUAGUCAGUUGAUAAAGGAAUUGAUGAUGUAAUUGAAAAAUUUGAGAAUAUGCGUCUAAGACCAGAAUUACUUCGUGGGAUUUUGAAUUAUGGGUAGGAUUUCAA